Cladocopium goreaui is the source of this 2430-nucleotide messenger RNA. The record is from the annotation of a GenBank genome assembly. Lineage: Eukaryota; Dinophyceae; Suessiales; Symbiodiniaceae.
AUGGUUCGUGUGCACCCUGUCGACCGCACGGAGACUGCAACCUGUUUUCUGGGCAGCCUGGCAGCUCUGCGAUGUUUGAGGGACACGAAAGAAGUGCAUGUUGUCAUCAGUUUGUGCACAUCUGAGAUGCAAAAAAGUCGUGGACAACCUGAAGAAGGCUGGGCGGCAUUCUUGACUGGAAUGUCUCUGGAACACGUCACGAUCGACUUGCACGAUCCCAGAACAAAGUGGCCCGGAGAAGAUUAUUUUUGCGAAGAGAUGGGCAACUGCUAUUUCGCCGCAUGGCAAAAUAUGUGUAUAAAAAUCAGUCGUUCUCUUUUGGGGCGGGGAGACAAUCUCUCGACUGGCUUGCUGUUUCAUUGUUUUGGUGGCAUCAAUCGGAGCAGCGCUGCUUUGGCUGCGUGGCUGAUCUUCAAGCACGCAAUGGACGCAGACGAUGCCAUUGAUGUGCUCUUGAAGGCACGUCCUACUCUCAAUCCUUGGGACAAAAGGCCACACAUUUUGUGGGCGCUCAAGACUUGGGAGAAGAGAAAUGACGCCAACGUCGAAGAGAUCAAAGUGUUCAGUGUCCAUGUGACCAAGGUGGAUGGCCGCUUUCACGACAGUCUCCGCAGUGAUCCGGAAACAAGUUUUGCCGCAAUGUGCAAAGAAACGUUGCGGAAGCACGAACAUGGCAGUGACGUGCUUGAAGCCAUCCGAGUACCGCGGCGACCAGAACACUGCCGUGGCCGGUCGCAUUGUGAUCCUCAAGCACCAGGAGAUCCAGUCGAGAAAAGGAACACAAGCGGCGGCAGCGCCCACUGGUGGCAGAAAAGGCAAGGGCAGCCGGAGACCCGCCCGCUUCGGAAGUUGGAAGCCCAUGUCGCUGCUACGCAGAGCUUGAGUGAAGUGCUCUACGUGGAAGCUUGGGGCGAAAACGGAGACAAUGACAAGUUAGCACAAAAGUGCCAGGUCGGUGGUCUGGUCAUUGUGCAGAAGCUUCAUGAAGAUCCGUGGCAGGGAAUACCAGCCGUGCAUCCGCUAGUGCCGCUCUCUGCGUUGGAUCGGGUCAGAGAUCGACAGCAGAUUUGUGUUGCGGUCACAAUUGUGGAGAAUCCGGGUUCGGUGGAACGUCAGACAAAAGAUGGUGCUGCGUUGGUGUGCAAUGCUAUUGUGCAGCAAGGAACAACGCGAGUGAGAUGUUCUUUUUGGCAUGAGCAAGCCGAAGAAUUGGCAGCGCAGCCAGCUGGAACGAGUCUGAUGCUCUACCAGGUUUUGAUCACCAAGCGCAAGGAUGAAAGAUCGUGGGAGAUCGGCAGCUGGCGAGGCACUUCUCUUGUGGCAUGCAGUGCAGAGAUGGCGACGGCGAUGCAGGCAGAACUGGCCCACCAAGACAAUUGCCGCAUGUUGACCGAAAUUCCGGUGAAGGAUUGGAUUGGCUGCCCUGCCACCGUCACAUCCUUGAGCGCUCUGGUGGGAGCGAUCGUGCCUGGGCAAUUGCGGAAGUUGGAGAUAGUCUUUGAAGUUGUCGGUUUGCAAGUUUUGGGCAUUUCGUCUGUGAAGACGGAAACGGAUGUGUGGCUCAUCGAUUCGUGUGUGAAAUGCAAAAAGGCAGCACCGUGCGAGGCUCAUCCCACGGUCGGCACCGAGAAGCGCUUUGCUCUCAGGCUCACGCUCGCAGAUUGCAACUGCCAGUGCACCGUCGUGCUGUACCACGAACUGGUGCUGCGAGCAGCCGCCAGCAUGGGUUGCACGCUCUCCGACACGGUGCACGACACCCCGGCAGUGCGCCUGCAGCUGCGUGACUUGUUCCGGGGGGCCCAGUGGCUUUGCAGAUUCACUUUCCGUGAAAACGAGUAUCAACAAACUCUAGAGCUAGAGUGCCGUCAUCUGCAGCCGUGCUGGCGGGCCAGCGGAGCGAGCGCUGUCGUCGAGCCUGGCGCGCUCCAGCGGAAAGUUCCGCACUGCCAGUUGAAUACUGGCUGUCCCGUGGCGCCUUUGAACAUGCUGCAGGUCGAUGUGCAGUUAGGGUUGAUUUGUAUUGGUGACGUGGAAGCUAGUUUCGUGCGGGCUCUGGUGGCUUUCAAUGACGUGCCCCUGCCCGAUGAUGAAACUCUUCAGCAAGACAACACAGCCAUCUCGGCGAUGCGGGUGAAGAGAUCCGUCGAUUGCCUGCUGUCUGGUGCUGCCGAGGCAAGCCGCGCGGGCGAAGCGCACUUGGUGGUCUUGGCCCACACGGAAGAACAAGGCGAGUGGAGUGUGCUCUGGCACGUCCCAGUUGAUGCACACCAUGUGAAAGGAGCCACACGAUUUCUGAUGCAGCUAUACCAGUCAGAGGUGAGUGCCCCACAGACCAUCACAUAUGAUUCGGCAUGGACACCAAUGAAACGACUCGCCAGCGUCGUCGAGCAAACGCCUGAAGAGACAACGAUGGCGGAGGACGGCGCCUGA